GGCCGUUUAAAUGACACUUCCUACUCGGAAGACGGAACAUUUCCCAGGUCCUAAUCGGUUGUGAAUGCAGCAUAAGUCAAACGCAGUAGCACGCAUGCCCAGGACGGUUGACGCUGAAAGAGAAUCUGGUAGCGGUAUUGAAAGUCUUGCUAUCGCUUGUAGCCCAGCGCGACCCCUGAAACCGUGUUCUGUUGGAUUCGGACACACAGAACAGCGAUUAUUCAGGAGGAGCCGCCGUGCCGCGGUCCCGCUUAUCUCUGAGCUCCAGUCUCCGUUCUGUGUUUUCUGCCCUGUGGCCAAGCUAAAAGAUGGUGAAGCCAGACAUUCACACUCUGGCCCACCACCUGAAACAGGAGAGGCUAUAUGUUGCUUCAGAGAAACAGCUUAUCCAGCGUCUCAAUUGUGAAGUACUAAAGACAGCAGAAAGGCUCUAUCGUUCAGCCUGGAUAGCCAAACAACAGAGGAUUAACCUUGAUCGCCUCAUUCUCACCAGUGCUGAAGCAUCCCCAGCUGAAUGCUGCUUGCAUGCUAAGGUGUUAGAGAGUACACAGUUUGUUGAUGGCUACAAGACUCUGGGCUUUCAGGAGAGUAUCUAUGGAGAAUUCCUCGGGCGACUGAGGGAAAAUCCACGCCUGGUGGCCUCGUGUCUGGUUGCUGGGGAGAAACUUAACCAUGAACAUACACAAGGAGUGAUCCAUACUGUAUUUACCUCACUUUAUGGCAACUGCAUCAUGCAAGAGGAUGAAAUUUACCUACUACAAGUCCUGCGUUACCUUGUUGAGUUUGAACUUAAGGAAAGUGAUAAUCCACGUCGUCUGCUAAGGCGGGGCACAUGUGCUUUCAGUAUCCUGUUCAAGCUAUUCUCUGAGGGUCUUUACUCUGCCAAGCUAUUUCUUACUGCCACCUUACAUGAGCCCAUUAUGCAGUUACUGGUGGAGGAUGAAGACCACCUUGAGACUGAUCCAGCCAAAGUGACUGAAAGAUUUACCCCAACACAACAGGAGCGCCUGUUCGGGGAAAAGGGUUCUGAUUCUUACUGUCAAAAAGUUCAGGCCGUUGUUGAAUCCAACCAAGCCAAGCUGGUGACUCUUGUUAACUCAUUUAUUGGCUAUUUGAAGCGAAACACCUACUGCUUUCCUCAGAGCUUGCGUUGGAUUGUAUCACAGCUGUAUAAGUCACUGGCACAAGUGGAGGGGCUGGAGUUUGGGGAGGUGAGGACCAUGUGCACAGACCUGUUGCUGACUUGUUUCAUCUGCCCAGCCAUUGUCAACCCUGAACAGUAUGGAAUCAUAUCCGAUGCUCCCAUAAAUGAAGUGGCACGCUUCAAUCUAAUGCAGGUGGGGCAGUUGCUACAGCAGUUAGCCAUGGCUGAUACAGAUGAAGUAGAUCCUCGACGGAAGAGCAAUUUGUCAAAAUUUGACAAAAGUUGUGUUGCGGCCUUUUUGGAUGUAAUGACUGGUGGCCGAAUUGUGGAAACCCCUCCCAUGUCUUCAGUGGACCUUUUAGAGGGUCUCACACGAACUGUUAUUUAUAUCACAAACAACCAGCUCCUGGCUUUGGUGGACUUUGUGCGUUGUGUGACGGCUGCUGACCAACUCAGAGAGGAAGACCAGUUAGCUCUGGAGACUCUGCUAGCCAAUUUACCUCAGUCUAAUGCAGUUAAGAGCAACAGUUUGGAUCUCACACCACAGCUCUCCCCAGCUACUACACCUGCCAACAGGAAGAACAGACUACCCCUAGCAGCCACCCGGAGCCGCUCUCGCUCUAACAUCACUCAGGAUAUUGAGUCGGAUGCUAGCUACCAGGACCCGCAGCAGGAAGUCAUGCCUGAGGAGGUGCUGGUGAUUUCAUUAGGAACUUCCUCUCAGACUAUGCCUGGAAUGAUGCCUGAAAACGAGGUGCUGAACUUGCAGCUUGCAGAUGAAGCUCAAGGAGAUACCCCAGCUGAUGAGGCUAAACUGCAUGGAAAACCUGAUAAAACUCUUCGCUUCUCUCUAUGCAGUGACAAUCUGGAAGGAGUCUCGGAGGGGCCAUCUAACCGCUCUAAUUCUGUCUCAUCCCUGGACAUGGAAGCAGAAUCUGUAUCUGACUUAGGCCCAGGGACAUCCAUCAGUAAUGGUGUUGAAGCUCUGCAGCUACUGGAGCAUGAACAAGCCACAACACAAGAUAAUCUAGACGACAAACUCAGAAAGUUUGAGAUUCGAGAUAUGAUGGGUCUGACAGAUGAUCGGGAUAUCUCUGAGACAGUUAGUGAAACCUGGAGCACUGAUGUUCUUGGUAGUGACUUUGAUCCUAAUAUAGACGAAGACAGACUUCAGGAAAUAUCGGGGGCUAUGGUGGAAAACAUGCUGGGGAGUCUGCUUUGCUUCCCAACACCUGGUCCUAUUCUUUUGGACCCCUGCGGUUCAACUAUGUCUGAGACCACAAGUGAGGCCUGGAGUGUGGAAGUCCUGCCCAGUGACUCGGAAACUGCAGAUUUAAAACAAGAGGAGCGCUUGCAGGAGUUAGAAAGCUGCUCUGGCGUGGGCAGCACUUCAGAUGAUACUGAAGUCCGAGAGGUCAGCUCUCGACCAAGCACCCCAGGAUUAAGCAUCAUCUCAGGUAUUAGUGCAACCUCUGAAGAUAUCCCCAACAAGAUUGAAGACCUGCGCUCGGAAUGUAGUUCAGAUUUUGGAGGCAAAGACUCAGUCACAAGCCCAGAUGGAGAAGAUUCUGUACAAGGAGCACAUGGGUUGUCCUGUGUACCUUCUCAAACGGACUCUCUGCUGAGCAUGUUUGAUCCUCUUUCCUCUGGUGAAGGUACUGGCACUAUUGUACGGCCCAAGGCACACUACACAAGACCCCCUCAUCCUCCGCCGGACCCACCAAUCCCAGAGACAUGUGCCAUAGGACCUUCUGAACCCAGGACAUCUCUGUUUUCUGCCCAUGAUCUGGAGCACCCCAAGCAGAGACACUCGUACCCUGAGCGUCUGGUAAGAAGUCGCAGCACAGACAUAGUCUAUGCAGGGCGCAGACCAAACAGUGAUCCAGGCAUAAACCGCAGAACCAUGGUGGAGGACCAGGACCAAGCAGCUGCUUUUCCAUCUGGUUCUACUACGUCCCCAAGCAAAGACUCACUGAAAGUUGAGACUGAUGACAAGAAGGACAGUGAUGAUGAGAAAUCAGAGAGGAACAGACCCUGGUGGAAGAAACGGUUUGUUCCUGCAAUUCCUAAAGUGCUCUAUUGGACUGCAGAGAGUGAAAUGCCAGCACCAAUCGCAGCAUUCCGAAAACGGGACAAGCAUGAGAAAGAUGAUCUUGGAGCAGAGAAGGGUUCCCAAGAUGAGCCUUCAUUAUCAGGCCUGAGCUGUCAUGCUCAGGCAGUAGAAGACAUAUUGGACAAAUACAGGAACAUUAAGAGACCCAGCCCAAGUGAGGGAGCAACACCAGCCACCUAUGACGUACCAGAAAUGUGUAAGGAGGGUGAAGGUGAUCAUAAAUCCCAGAGAAAUGAGGGACUGCAGAACAUCUCAACGGAUGACCUGACCGACUCGGCCAGAGAGAUGGCACAGCCUCAGGACAGCAAGUUUUCCUUUAGCGAUGCUAAGAAGAAAUUACGUCUGGCUCUAUGCUCUGCAGAUUCAGUAGUUUUUCCCAUCAUGCCCACUGUAACCCGGAAUGGCCUUCCUGACCAUGCAGACCCUGAGGACAAUGAAAUUGUGUGCUUUCUGAAAGUGCAGCUGGCAGAGGCUAUUAACUUGCAGGAUAAAAACCAGAUGGCUCAGAUCCAAGAGACUAUGCGCUGUGUCAGUCGCCUAGAUCCACGGACCUGCAGAAAGCUGCUAACAGCAAUUGCUGAGGACUACAGAAAGCGGGCUCCAUACAUAGCGUAUUUGACACGGUGCCGGCAGGGGCUGCAGACUUCUCAGGCUCAUCUAGAGAAGCUAUUGCAGAGAGUACUUAGAGAUAAAGAAGUGGCCAAUCGCUAUUUUACUACUGUCUGUGUCCGACUGCUUCUAGAACAUAUGGAGUCCAAGAUGCAAGACUUUAUUAAAGCAUUUCAGGGUUUCACAGCAGCUGAUGAUAAAACUGCAGCAGUAGAGGAUUUCCUGCGCUACCUCUAUGGUGCAAUGGCACAUGAUGCUAUCUGGCAGUAUGCCAGUGAGGAACAGCUACAGGAUGCCCAGAUGGCUAUUGAGCGCAGUGUCAUGAACCGCAUCUUUAAACUAGCUUUUUACCCAAACCAGGAUGGAGACAUUCUUCGAGACCAGGUUCUGCAAGAGCAUAUUAAUCGCCUGUCCAAAGUGGUGACUGCCAACCACAAGGCUCUCCAAAUCCCAGAGGUCUAUCUGAAAGAGGCUCCAUGGCCUUCUGCACAGGCAGAAAUCAGGACGAUUAGUGCGUACAAGACACCAAGGGACAAAGUGCAGUGCAUCCUGCGAAUGUGUUCAACAAUUAUGAAUCUCCUAAGCUUGGCCAAUGAGGAUGCUGUGCCUGGAGCUGAUGAUUUUGUCCCUGUGCUUGUGUUUGUCCUUAUAAAGGCAAACCCACCCUGCCUUCUGUCCACCAUUCAGUACAUCUGUAAUUUCUAUGCCAGUCAGCUGAGUGGAGAGGAGUGCUACUGGUGGAUGCAGUUUACAGCCGCUGUUGAAUUUAUUAAAACUAUUGAUGAGCGCAAGUGAACCAGAACAGCCACCUGUAUAGGCAACUAUUGAAGAAGCUUGAGAAAAAAAUUUGAAUUCACAACCAACUACACUAUCUUUCACAAAAGCCACAAAUCAUGGCACUGUUAACUAGCUUAUUUAGAUGUAUUUAGAGCCACAGAGGCAUUGAAUGUUUAAAAAAAAAAGAAAGAAAAGUGCAAAUUUAUUAAAAAAAAUAAAAGUAAACUAUGUAAAAUUGUGAGGUGUUGAAGCUAGAUUUAACUGUAGAUGAGAGUGCACCAUAUAUUGACCUUAAACUCAUUUGGACUACACUCCUUUAUUCUGAGUGAGGUGGUGGGAAGCAUUUUUUUUUUUAAGGUUAAUAAUGACAUUGGGUAUUAAAGUAUCUGAAAGAAAGAAGGGACCAGGUUAUAUAUAUUUUUUUGUUUGUUUGUUUUUGAUUGUGUACUUAUUAGUGGUGGCAAGCUUCAGAGAAACCAUGCAUUCUUAUACAUUUUGCAACCAUUUAUCAUUUCAAGUCCUCUAGCUUGAUGCAGACAGAUGAACAUCAGUAGAAUAUUUUCCUGUUGCAUUUUUUGUGAUUGUUAUUUGAAUCACAGGUUUUAAAAAGGCAUUGGUUAAAUUUGUGUAUGCUGUUUUUCAUGUUCAUUUCUCAUUUCCUCAACAUGUAAGGGCAUGCAUAUUUAUAUAACUAAAAUUAUAUUUAUUCUUUGUUUUAUAUGUAAUGUUAUUUUCCAAAAUCAACCAUUAGAUGAAAAUAAGAGAAAUUUAGAUAUAUUUCUCAAAUUAUAUGAUAAAUAUUAAGAACUGACAAAACAGGGUUUCCUUGCAAACGAGUUGUGCUGUGUAUAAACCUAUAUUUGCUUAGCAACUUUCUGGUUUAAUUUUCUUUUAAUUUAAAAUUAUUUUUAGUAAUUUAGUUUUUGCUUUGGUGUAUGUUCAGCCACUUAUUAGAGUUCUGUGAUGAUUAAAAAACAACUAAAAUGGUGCCUGUAAAGCUUAUUAUUGUAGAAAUAAAAACGUAAUACUUUAUUACCUACAAUCCACAAUUGGCUUAGAAAUGAGAAAAAUAUUUCUUCAAAAAUACAAUGAAAUGGGCCCAUUCACAGAACUCCAAAAGUCACAUUUUUCUUUAAGACAGAACUAAAAUAAACUGUAGUACCUUCUAUUAUAUUUGUCAUUUUUAGCCUCCCAUUUAGCUAAUAAUGUGUGGAUUACUAAAUUCCACCUACCAAAGACCUUCAUUUACAGCAUGAAUGGUCAUUAAAAAAAUGUUAAUGGUUGUUUUUUUUUCUUUCCCCUCACAAUACUGUGGUUCCAUAUAUCUAAUCAUUUUUCUUGAAAAUGUAGUUUCUUUAUUAUGCAUUUUGUUGGCAUGGUUUGCUAUGGGUUAAUAAUGAGAAUAAUGGUUGUAGUGUUAAAAGAAUUUUCAUUGUAUUGUAAAAUUAUGCAUUAUAUCUAACCAGUUUGACUUGGAACCAUACUACAUUUUUAUGUAAAAGCUCAAGAAUCUUUGACCAAUCUUUGUCCACCACUCUUUGUAAAGAGUAUGCUCAAUAUUUUGAUCAGAAAUAGUAUGAUUGAUGUGCACACAUGGGAGAAAACUGCCUGUGAUUUAAUAUACACUUGUAUAUAAUUCUUAAACAAUUAUUAAACUUUUUUUGUUUGUAA
Silurus meridionalis is the source of this 6314-nucleotide messenger RNA. RefSeq names its product GTPase activating protein and VPS9 domains 1 (gene gapvd1). Gene Ontology annotation, molecular function: guanyl-nucleotide exchange factor activity; small GTPase binding. Gene Ontology annotation, cellular component: cytosol; endocytic vesicle. The coding region runs from base 309 to 4661 and encodes 1450 amino acids. The record is from RefSeq and is a predicted model, not a curated record. Gene Ontology annotation, biological process: regulation of GTPase activity; vesicle-mediated transport. NCBI's taxonomy places the organism in Eukaryota, Metazoa, Chordata, Actinopteri, Siluriformes, Siluridae. The transcript is spliced from 28 exons.